Messenger RNA from Pseudopipra pipra, 3082 nucleotides. It is a transcript of the gene NOX1, whose product is annotated as NADPH oxidase 1. The record is from RefSeq and is a predicted model, not a curated record. Gene Ontology annotation, cellular component: NADPH oxidase complex; plasma membrane. Gene Ontology annotation, biological process: defense response; superoxide anion generation. Lineage: Eukaryota; Metazoa; Chordata; Aves; Passeriformes; Pipridae. Gene Ontology annotation, molecular function: superoxide-generating NAD(P)H oxidase activity. The transcript is spliced from 13 exons. The coding region runs from base 979 to 2661 and encodes 560 amino acids.
AGCGGGGCAUAUGGGGAUGGGGGGAAAAACCCUCAGUGGAGCUGGUAAGAUUCAGGAGCAUAGUGAGAUGGGGGCUGGCCUCAUCCUGCACUUCCGUCAGCAUGGCCAUGGCUGGGGGCCAGGAGAAACCAGCAUGCCAGCAAAGAGCAAUCCUGUCCAACCUGUUCCUCCAGGCUCAGGGCCUCAGAACUGACUGCUGUUCCCAGCUGGAGUGCCCGGCACUGCAGAGCUUGGAGCCUCCAGUGGAGGGCAGGCCAGAGGGGAAAGGUGGCUGGCAAAACAGCAGGUAUGCUGAUGGGACCCAGGCAUCCUGGCCCCAAACUAGGAGUGUGACCCCACUCCUCCCCCAGUACCCAUUUAUAGGGUCAGGUCAGUUUGGGUACAAGAACGAGGACGCUCGUCCCCCCUCAUGCUCACAGAGGUGCAGCACUGCUGAUGCUCAGUUUUAACUCACCUGUCCUGUAAUAGAUCCCUGGGCCAGAUUCUGGCACUGAUGCAGUGUCCCUAGGAUGCUUCUCCUCCUUUGGUGGUUUUUCUGUAAAACAGAGGCAGUGGAGGGAGGUCAGGAAACAGCACAUUGGUUGAACUGGUCACAGGAUGGAUCCUCUGCAACUUCUUCCCACCAGGAAAUUCCUACCUUAAAAGAAGCCCAUUUUUGUCCUCAAAGAUUGCAAAACCCCAAGAGGAGCAGCCUGAUGCCCUCCCGCACCCAGUCAUGUGUGCCAAGGGGACCCUCAGCUGGGGACCAUCCCCGGCCGGCACAGGGGGCUGGUUUGGGGUUGGCCAAUGCGGUCAGCCCUGCCUUCCCGGAAGGUGGCCUUUGAAACUACCGGCAUUUCCUCGAAGGCUUCUCAGGGGAAAGUCCCCGCGGUGCAGUUCCCGCAGCCGGGAUUGCCGCACCGCCUGCUCCCUCCAUAAAACGUCGGGCAGGCAGCGGCAGGCGCAGGCAGGCAGCAGCAGGAGCAGGGACAUCGCACCAUGGGCAACUGGCUGGUCAACCACUGGUUCUCGGCCGCCGUCCUCGCAGCCUGGCUGGGCAUCAACAUCUUCCUCUUCACUUACUACUUUCUGUUCUUUGACCAAGAUGACCGAUAUUUCUACACCAGGGCCAUCCUCGGGUCUGCCUUGGCGUGGGCUCGAGCAUCAGCCAAGUGCCUCAACUUCAACAGCAUGCUGAUCCUGCUGCCCGUCUGCCGCAACCUCCUCUCCUUCCUCCGUGGGACCUGCUCGUGCUGCAGGCGGACGCUACGAAAGCAGCUGGACCACAACCUCACCUUCCACAAGCUGGUGGCCUACGCCCUGGCCCUGCUCACAGCCGUGCACACCAUUGCCCACCUCUUCAACCUGGAGCGCUACAACCAGAGCCAACAAGCCACUGACGGCAGCCUCCCCGCUGUCCUCUCUAAGAUGCACCUGCAGGACAACAAGUGGCUGAACCCCAUCCACUCUAAUGAGACAACCGUUGAGUACAUGGCUUUUACAACCAUCCCGGGGCUGACGGGGGUCAUCAUCACACUGGCACUCAUCCUCAUGGUCACAUCCUCCACCGAGUUCAUCCGCAGGAACUACUUCGAGGUCUUCUGGUACACACACCACCUCUUCCUUGUCUACUUCGCUGGCCUUGUCAUCCACGGCAUUGCCGGGCUGGUGCGUGGGCAGACAGAGCAGAGCAUGGCAGAGGUGGACCCCCAUCGCUGCGCCCAGUACCUCACACAGAGGGACCAGAACUGCACCCACCACUGCUGCAAAGACCCUGAGUUUGGGAGCAUCCCUGCUGAGUCCUGGAAGUGGGUUCUGGCCCCCAUCAUCCUCUAUGUCUUUGAGCGGAUCCUCCGGGUCUGGCGUGCGCAGCAGAAGGUGGUUGUCAAGAAGGUGGUCAUGCACCCUGCCCGUGUGCUGGAGCUGCAAAUGCAGAAGAAGGGCUUCCGCAUGGAGGUGGGGCAAUACAUCUUUGUCAACUGCCCCGCCAUCUCCCCGCUGGAGUGGCACCCCUUCACCCUCACCUCUGCACCCGAGGAGGACUUCUUCUCCAUUCACAUCCGGGUGGCUGGAGACUGGACAGAGCGUCUCAUCGACACCUUCCAGUCAGAGAACCCCAGGAUCGAGGUGGAUGGUCCAUUUGGCACUGCCAGUGAAGACGUGUUCCAGUACGAGGUGGCCAUGCUGGUGGGAGCGGGAAUCGGCGUCACUCCCUUCGCCUCCAUCCUGAAAUCCAUCUGGUACAAGUUCCAGCAGGCUGACCAGACCCUCAAGACCAAGAAGAUCUACUUCUACUGGCUCUGCCGGGACAGAGAAGCCUUUGCCUGGUUUAACGACCUGCUUGCCUCGCUGGAGCAGAAGAUGGCCGAGUCGGGCAAGGCGGACUUCCUCACCUACCGCCUCUUCCUCACUGGCUGGGACACCAGCAUUGCCAACAACGUGGCACUUCACUUUGACACCGCUACGGACACGGUGACAGGCCUCAGGCAGAAAACCAUCUUUGGGCGGCCCAUGUGGAACACAGAGUUUGCAGUAGUGGCUGAAGCCCACCCCAGGUCGGUGGUUGGUGUGUUCCUCUGUGGGCCGGAGGCCCUGGCAAAGAGUCUGCAGAAGUUUUGUCACCAGCACUCCAGUCUGGACCCCAGGAAGGUCAAAUUCUACUUCAACAAGGAGAACUUCUGAGUAGCAGCGAGGCUGGAACCCCAGUGGGCAGGGACAUUGCCUGUCUCACCUCACCUCCUGUGCCAGAGCAAGGCCAGGGAUAAGCAUCUGUGCAUGCACUGAAGCCAGGCAAGACACAGCAAGGUACUCCUUUCUCCAUGAGAAAUUCCUGGUUCAAAGACUGCUGCCUGCCUGUCCUGGUGUACAAGGGAUCCUCAUGGAGCCAGUGGGCUGGCAGCUCUACAUGGCCCCUUCACUGACAAACCAGAGACACAUGCUGCAAUGAUGCUGCCAGAGCAGUGGGAAGCAGCAGGAACGCCCAGUGGGCUGGGAAGAACCACAGGACACAGAUGGGACACAGGCAUCAGGGGCCAAACAUGCUCCUCCAGGUUUAAACAGUUCUUUGUGUAAAAGAUUAAAUUAAACUUGCUUUUCUUUGCAA